Molecule: messenger RNA, 2748 nt
Organism: Iphiclides podalirius (scarce swallowtail)
Lineage: Eukaryota; Metazoa; Arthropoda; Insecta; Lepidoptera; Papilionidae
Source: the annotation of a GenBank genome assembly
AUGAAGUUUAAUUAUAAGUUUCAAAAUUUAUUAGGGACAGUGUAUAGGAAAGGUGAUAUACUAUUUACACACGAUGGAAACUGCGUCAUUAGCCCAGUGGGAAACAGGAUCACUAUCUACAAUUUGAAACAAAACAAAAGCAACACAUUGUCCGUUGAGAGCCAUUUUAACUAUACAGCUUUAGAUGUAUCACCUAAUGGAUCUGUCCUCUUAGCUAUCAAUGAAAAGGGUGAAGCGCAAAUGAUAAGCCUCCUCACGUGCACAGUUAUACACAGGUAUAAAUUCAAACAGCAAGUAAAUGCGGUCAAGUUCAGUCCAGAUGGUAAAUACUUUGCGGCAUGUUGUGAUAAUACAGUGUUCAUCAUGACGGCGCCGUGUACCUUCACCGGUGAAUUCAGAUCGUUUGUGAUGAAGCGCGUGUUCAAGAAGGCUUAUGACGAUGUCACCUGCAUCGACUGGUCGACCUGUUCCAAGCUCUUAGCAGUCGGUUCUAAGGACACGACAACCAAAAUAUACACAGUGGACUACCUGGACAAUAUCAAUAUGUACUCCUUAAGUGGGCACACGGACAAAGUGGUGGGGGUCUUCUUCGAGAUGAAGAGUCUGGACCUAAUCACCGUUAGCAGGAAUGGGCAGGUGUGCCUGUGGGAAGCCAGCCUUGACCCCGACGACUUAGUGGUGUCAGCAGUACAGGUGUCGCAUCGGAAGAGAAGGAGACUGCAAAAGGAUGAGGAAAGUGAAGACGACAUUGAUGAGAGAGACGUGAUAGAGAAGGAUAAAGAAGAUGAGAGUGAUGGAGAGGAGAAGCAGUUAUCAGAAAAGAAGGUGAAAGAAAAAGAGAAGAGAUUGAUGUAUAAAAAGCUUGGCAGGCAUUAUAUCGGCGAUGCUAUAAGGAAUGCAGACUUCAAAGUGAAACUGUCAGCAGCACAAUAUCACAAAGCAACGAAGAUGCUUAUUACAGGUUUCUCCAACGGGAUGUUCUUCCUGCACGAGAUGCCGGAUCUGAACCUGGUGCACACGCUCAGCAUAUCCGAGCACAGGAUCGGCAGCGUGGCGGUCUCGCCCCAGGGCGACUGGAUCGCCCUCGGCUGCCCCCAGAUCGGCCAGCUGCUGGUGUGGGAGUGGCAGAGCGAGCAGUACGUGAUGAAGCAGCAGGGCCACUCGCUGGACAUGACCUGCGUGGCGUACUCGCCGGACGGCCAGUACGCGGUGACGGGCGGCUACGACGGCAAGGUGAAGCUCUGGGACGCGAGCAGCGGCUUCUGCGUGGUGACCUUCGGCGAGCACAAGUCCACCGUCACCGGGCUGGUGUUCAGCGCCAACAAGCGCUUCCUCGUCUCCUCCUCGCUGGACGGCACGGUCAGGUGCUACGACCUCACGAGGUACCGCAACUUCCGUACCCUGACCUCGCCGAGCCUGGUGCAGUUCAGCUGCGUGGCGCUGGACAGCAGCGGCGAGCUGUGCGCCGCCGGCGGCCAGGACGUCUUCGAGAUCUUCCUCUGGUCCGUCAAGUUCGGCAAACUCCUGGACGUGCUAAGCGGACACGAGGCGCCUGUGGCGAGCGUGGUCUUCAGCCCCUCGGCUGGCAGCUCCAAGCUGGCUUCGGCCGGCUGGGACAAGACCCUGAGGCUGUGGGACUGCGUCGAGUCCGAGGGUGUCAGCGAGCCGGUGCGGCUGACGGCUGAAGCGCUCCAGCUCGCCUUCCGACCCGACGGCGAGGAGAUUGCGGUGUCGACCCUGGACGGUAACAUAUCGUUCUUCAACUCGACCACCUGCGAUCAGAACGGCAGCAUCGAGGGUCGCAAUGACCUGGGCUCAGGGAGGUCCGACACAGACCUCAUAACGGCCGCGAAGAUGCUCAAGACCAAAGCCUUCACCACCAUCUGCUACUCGGCGGACGGCAGCUGCCUGCUGGCCGGUGGCAAUUCGAAGAACGUGUGCCUGUACAGCAUCAGGGAGGCGGUGCUGAUAAAGAAGUUCGUCAUAACGCAGAACAGGUCCCUGGAUGCGAUCAAUGACGUGGUAAACCGCCGCCUGCUGAGCGAGUUCGGCAACCUGGCGCUGGUCGAGGAGCGGACGGAGUACGAGGGCGGUGACGUCAGCGUGCGCCUUCCCGGCGUCAAGGCCGGCGACAUGGCCGACAGGAACGUCAAGCCCGAGAUGCGAGUCCACUGCGUCCGCUUCUCGCCGACCGGCGAGGGCUUCGCCGUUGCGGCAACAGAGGGCCUCAUGCUCUUCUCGCAGAGCGCUGGACUCGACGGCAGUUUCAGACCCUACCGUCUGGAGAUGGGGUCGACGCCGCUGGCAGUUAAGAAGCUUCUAGAAGAAGGCUCUUGGGGUCCAGCUCUGCUCGGCGCUUUGCAGCUGAACGAGCACCACUUGAUCCAGCAGUGCAUCGAGUCAGUCCCAACCACGGACAUCGAGCUAACCGCCCGCACCCUGGGGGCGGAGUACCUGGGCCGGCUGUGCAGCGGCCUGGCGCGCCAGCUCCAGGGCCCCCACCUGGAGCACUGCCUGCUGUGGGCGCGCGCUGUUCUGCAGCAGCUGCGCGCGCCCCAGCGGCCCCAACUCCUCGAGCUGGAGAGGGCGUUGACCCUCAGGUGCUCGCAGCUCGCCAAGAUCUGCGAAUUCAACAAAUACACGAUACGGUGUAUCAAGUCCGUGGCGGAGGUGGCGCCGAAGGUCGAGGACGUGGAGAUGGACGUCGGCGACGACUCCAGCGGGAGAGGCACCUUCUCGGACACCGAU